AUGGCACACCGUGGGAACGCACUCGGCAAGGAUGUUUGUUGCAUCGACGACUUGAAGAGGUUGGGUAGUGCUCGACUCUCGCCAAUGAAUCGAGACUACUAUAAUGGGGGUGCCAUGGACUUGAUCAGCUUGCAAGACAACGAAGCCGCUUUCGAUCGCUACAAGCUUCGCCCGAGAGUCCUCAUCAAUGUCGAAAAGGUGGCCACGGAAACGGAGAUCCUCGGCACCAAGGUAUCCCUUCCUUUCGGCUUCAGUCCGACUGCCUCGCAUAAACUAGCGCACCCGGAGGGAGAGCUGGCUACUUCCCGCGCUGCGGCCAAGUUUGGAAUUUGCAUGGGUCUAUCGUCGUAUUCGACCUAUGCCCUGGAGGAAGUGAUCAAGGAAGGAAAUGGCAACCCUUAUGCGAUUCAAAUGUGCGUGCUGCGAGAUCGGUCCCUGACCUUGCAGCUCCUGGAACGAGCAGAAAAGGCGGGUUACAAGGCACUGUUCCUGUCGGUCGACGUGCCGGUCCUGGGUCAUCGCUUGAAUGAGUACCGCAACGACUUCCGAAUCCCCGUGGAUAUGUCCUACCCCAAUAUCCUCAGCAGUGGCAGCGACCGGUCCUCACGUACCGACUACGAUCCGAGUCUCGAUUGGGAAUCGGCCCUUCCCUGGCUUCGACAGCAUACGUCCAUGAAGAUUUGGUUGAAAGGCAUCAUGUCUCCAGAAGACGUGGAGCUUGCAAUUCGCCACGGUGCAGACGGUGUGAUCAUCUCCAAUCACGGGGGACGACAGCUUGACGGCGUCCCAUCCACCCUGGAUGCUUUGAGAGCUUGUGCUCCUGCAGCCAAAGGAAAAAUCCCCAUUGCCAUUGAUGGGGGCAUUCGACGGGGAUCCGAUAUAUUCAAGGCUCUGGCUCUAGGGGCUGAUUUCUGCUUCCUGGGAAGAAUCCCGAUCUGGGGUCUGGCGUAUAACGGCCAAGCAGGGGUUGAACUGGCCCUCCAAAUUCUGCAGAUGGAGCUGAAGGUCACGAUGGCUUUGUCGGGGUGCCGAACAAUCGAGGACAUCCAGAAAUGCUACCUGUCCGUACUACGACCGGACGGGGAACUGGCCAAACUUUAG
Molecule: messenger RNA, 1101 nt
Organism: Aspergillus steynii IBT 23096
Lineage: Eukaryota; Fungi; Ascomycota; Eurotiomycetes; Eurotiales; Aspergillaceae
Product: alpha-hydroxy acid oxidase
Exons: 7
Coding region: 1-1101 (366 amino acids)
Molecular function (GO): FMN binding; oxidoreductase activity
Source: RefSeq, a predicted model, not a curated record